Molecule: messenger RNA, 1693 nt
Organism: Astyanax mexicanus (Mexican tetra)
Lineage: Eukaryota; Metazoa; Chordata; Actinopteri; Characiformes; Acestrorhamphidae
Gene: cdca7a
Product: cell division cycle associated 7a
Exons: 10
Coding region: 107-1333 (408 amino acids)
Biological process (GO): regulation of DNA-templated transcription
Cellular component (GO): nucleus
Source: RefSeq, a predicted model, not a curated record
ACGCCUCUCAAAAAUUUCCCGCGAACUUACAGACUAGGCGCCCUGCAGCAAAGGGCUGUGCUUUAUUCCCUCACUGCAGCAGAACAGGAAAAGACCAGGCAACAAUAUGCGCACCAAGAGACAGCAGCAGACCCUUCCCCCCACCAGAAUGAACCUGAGGAGUUAUAGAAACUCUCCUCUGGUGCCCAUUGAGACCUCCUCCUCUUCCUCUGAUGACAGCUGUGACAGUUUCGGCUCUGAUGGCUUUACAACUACGAAAAAGCCUCUUAGACAGACCAGAGCCUCAGCCCAGAGAGGAAAGGUCAUCCGGACCCCGUCAGUGUCUGAGGAGGAGGCCUGCAGUGGCUUUGAGGAGACUUGCUUCAGUAAUAAAAUGAAAGCCAUGAAAAUGGAUUCAGACUCUUCAGAUUCUGCAGAGUCUCCGAAGAGGUCUCGCCGCUCUUUCACUCUGAGGGUGGCCAUGAAGUUCCCUGUUAAAAAAGGCAAUCAAAAGAAGUCAGCAAGUUCUGAACCUGCUCCCAAACCUAAAGACACAGAACCUGAUUCAGAUGAGGAGGAGAACUUCAUUGUGAAGAGAGCACUUAACAUUAAAGAGAACAAGGCUAUGCUAGCUAAGCUAAUGUCAGAGCUGAACAAAGUUCCUGGUCUCUUCCCUAGAAGGACAUCUCUGCCCAUGACCAAUACGCCUCGGCGUGUUCCUCGCCGUUCUCUGGGAACUCCUGCAGUACGGCGUCAAAAUCCUGAACGCAUGUCGCGUCCUCACACUCGCUCACGCUCUCUGGUCGAUGGGCCACCAACCCCACCUCCUGAGGAAGAAACCGAGGACAAGUUCAGCCUGGUGCGCAGGUCCAGAUACAGUGAGGACGGUGAUGAUGAACCGGCUCCACGUCGUCGACGCACUUACAAUGGUAUUCUUGCCAUCCCGCAUGUGGUGAUACCUGUGGAGGAGAUCACCCAGCUAGAACUGGACAAUAUCUGCGGCAAUGUCCGGGAGAAGGUCUACAACAGAAGCACUGGCUCAACCUGUCACCAAUGUCGCCAGAAGACAACAGACACCAAAACUAAUUGUCGUAACCCAGAAUGUGUGGGGGUGAGAGGACAGUUCUGUGGACCCUGUUUGCGGAACCGCUAUGGAGAGGAAGUCCGGGACGCUCUGCUGGACCCGGAGUGGAGGUGCCCCCCAUGCAGAGGCAUCUGCAACUGCAGCUUCUGCAGGGCCAGAGAUGGACGUUGUGCUACAGGUGUGCUGGUCUACCUAGCCAAGUACCAUGGCUAUGACAACGUUCACGCUUACCUUAACAGCCUGAGAAAGGAGUUGGAGGAGAGGGAGUGAGAAAUGUCAGCACCCUUCAGUCCCUGCUGAUUUUACUCCAUCACUGCCUGUUAGUUCUGUUUAAUUUUCAGAUUUUUGCAUUUUAGAACUUGAUCCAAGUUAACCUGCCUUUCGAGUAGCCAACUAAGCAUAAUCUCCAUAAACUGUUCAAUUUUACAUUGUUUUAAAUGUAUAAAAUUAAAGACGAUUGCUUAGUGGAGUUAUUCUUCAUGAACUUUACUGUAAUUGAGAGCUUACCUUAUGUGUGGCUGUAAUAAGCUUCCGUUUUCCAUGAAUGCCAUUCAGAUCAAUAGUUAUGAUCAACCGUUCAUAUGAUCUAUGUACUGUAAAAUGCUAUUUUCUAAUAAAAAUGUUUUUGUA